CAAUAAUUUUGAUUUAUAUCAUAAAAACGAACCAAAAUUUUAUGCUGCUGCAGCAAUUAAGAUUGGCAAUAAUAGAACUAGUGCACAGGUAGAUUCAAAAGUUCAGACAUUUAGAACAAGAUACGACAAAGAGAAUAAAGAAGGAACAGGAAAGGCCAGGUCAAAAUGGCCAUAUUUAGAUGAGAUGAAUGAGUUAUUCAGCAAUCAUGAAAAUGUGAAACCCGAUUAUUUGAUUUUAAGCAUUGAUGAUAAGAUUGUUGAAAGUGAUGAAAAUUGCACCAUUACCACUUCAAAACAAAAAAAACAAAAAGUUUCCGAAGUCGACCAAAUUUAUUUGGAUGAGCUAAACUCAUUGAAAAAAGCUAAAAAAGAAUCAUUAAGUAUAGCACAAAAACGUUUAGAAAUAGAAGAAGAAAAAUUAAAAUGGGAAAAAGAUAAAUUCGAAAAAGAGCAGGAAUGGAAAUUUAAACUGGAAAUAGAACGAAUAGAAAAGGAGUUUGAAUAUAAAUUGAAAGUUAAAGAAUUAGA
Messenger RNA from Racocetra persica, 528 nucleotides. The record is from the annotation of a GenBank genome assembly. Lineage: Eukaryota; Fungi; Glomeromycota; Glomeromycetes; Diversisporales; Gigasporaceae.